CCUUGCGGAAUUAUCCACUACCCCACGACUGUGUUGCUCAUUCCCGGACUAACUGACUACGGAAUAUUACAUUUCUGGCGACCCUGCCAGGAUUCGUCAUGCCGAAGAAAAGUGACCCGGAGAAAUUGCAAGAAAAAGAGCCUACAGUGGGUUUUGGAACCCUCAACUUCCCAACUUCUCGCCGUGCUGUCCUCUGUAGUCCGAGGUGGACAGGUGCACACGCAACCCUCCCCGAGCUUUCCCCCACCAAAGAAAUUCUCAUUGGGCGACGAUUUCCGGCGCUGGGCGGCAUAUGCACAAGAGUAUGUUGAGCUUUUCACCCCGAGCGAUCGGCGGCGUGUAUUGUUCUCACUUUUGGAAGGUGAAGCCAAAGACAUAGCGCGUGGCCUAAUUCGGCCCGGUUAUCAGAUAUCCGCGAACACCUUCUCCCGGCUACGGCAGAACCUCACCGACGACACCGACAGACUAACCGCUCGCUACAAAUUUCAAACGACAAUUCAACAGCCCGGCGAAAAUAUCCACUCGUUCGUCCGAUAUCUGCGCCGCUGGGCCGAAGAUGCAUUUCCAGAACUGGACGAAGAAAGCAGGGACUGCAAGAUCCUGGACCAGGUGUGCAUUUGUGUCCGACACCCCGAGCUCGUCAAGAGGUUCAGAAGACAGCCGCCAUUGACUUUACAAGAUGCACUGGAGACGGGGCAUGAAAUAGAACAGCUCGAGAACGUUCUCCGCGAACAUCAACUGGGACUACCUGAGAACUUUGCCCUUAUCCAUACACCGAACACCAGUGGCCGGUUUGCAGACACCCGAGGGUUCCAAGGACCACAUUCCCGUCGAUAA
Messenger RNA from Echinostoma caproni, 837 nucleotides. The record is from the annotation of a GenBank genome assembly. NCBI's taxonomy places the organism in Eukaryota, Metazoa, Platyhelminthes, Trematoda, Plagiorchiida, Echinostomatidae.